AUGGUCUGUCGGGAGGGGGCAGGUAGCUGGCGGGCGGGGUCCAAUGGGUGCCGGCUCCGGAGGAGAGGGCGGAGGAGAGGAGGAAGGAGGACUCUGGGCCCCGGCCCCAUUCAUUGCCGCGGCCGGCCGGGUGGGGGUCCCGUGUUUUCCGAGUCAUGGAGGCACUAAUUCCUGUUAUCAACAAGCUGCAGGACGUCUUCAACACUGUGGGCGCUGACAUCAUCCAGUUGCCUCAGAUCGUAGUGGUGGGAACGCAGAGCAGUGGAAAGAGCUCAGUGCUUGAAAGCCUAGUGGGGAGGGACCUGCUUCCCCGAGGCACUGGUAUUGUCACCCGGAGACCUCUCAUUCUGCAGCUAGUCCAUGUUUCACCCGAAGAUAAACGAAAAACAUCAGGAGAAGAAAAUGGAGUUGAAGCAGAAGAAUGGGGUAAAUUUCUUCACACCAAAAAUAAGCUUUACACAGAUUUUGAUGAAAUUCGUCAAGAAAUUGAAAAUGAAACAGAGAGGAUUUCAGGAAAUAAUAAGGGAGUAAGCCCUGAACCAAUUCAUCUUAAGAUUUUUUCACCAAAUGUUGUCAAUCUGACACUUGUGGAUUUGCCAGGAAUGACCAAGGUGCCUGUAGGUGAUCAACCUAAGGAUAUUGAGCUUCAAAUCAGAGAGCUCAUUCUUCGAUUCAUCAGUAAUCCCAAUUCCAUUAUCCUCGCUGUCACUGCUGCUAAUACAGAUAUGGCAACAUCAGAGGCACUUAAAAUUUCAAGAGAGGUAGAUCCAGAUGGUCGCAGAACCCUAGCUGUAAUCACUAAACUUGAUCUCAUGGAUGCGGGUACUGAUGCCAUGGAUGUAUUAAUGGGAAGGGUUAUACCAGUCAAACUUGGAAUAAUUGGAGUAGUUAACAGGAGCCAGCUAGAUAUUAACAAUAAGAAGAGUGUAACUGAUUCAAUCCGUGAUGAAUAUGCUUUCCUUCAAAAGAAAUACCCAUCUCUGGCUAACAGAAAUGGAACAAAGUAUCUUGCUAGGACUUUAAACAGGUUACUGAUGCAUCACAUCAGAGAUUGCUUACCAGAGCUGAAAACGAGAAUAAAUGUUCUUGCUGCUCAGUAUCAGUCUCUCUUAAAUAGCUAUGGUGAACCUGUGGAUGAUAAAAGUGCUACUUUACUCCAGCUUAUCACCAAAUUUGCCACAGAAUAUUGUAACACUAUUGAAGGAACUGCAAAAUAUAUUGAAACUUCAGAGCUAUGUGGUGGUGCUAGAAUAUGUUAUAUUUUCCAUGAGACUUUUGGGCGAACCUUGGAAUCCGUUGAUCCACUAGGUGGCCUUAACACUAUUGACAUUUUGACUGCCAUUAGAAAUGCAACUGGUCCUCGUCCUGCUUUGUUUGUGCCUGAAGUUUCAUUUGAGUUACUGGUCAAACGGCAAAUCAAACGUCUGGAAGAGCCCAGCCUCCGUUGUGUGGAACUGGUUCAUGAGGAAAUGCAAAGGAUCAUUCAGCACUGUAGCAAUUACAGCACACAGGAGUUGUUGAGGUUCCCUAAACUUCAUGAUGCCAUAGUUGAAGUCGUGACUUGUCUUCUUCGUAAACGGUUGCCUGUUACAAAUGAAAUGGUACAUAACUUAGUGGCAAUUGAAUUGGCUUAUAUCAACACAAAACAUCCAGACUUUGCUGAUGCUUGUGGGUUAAUGAACAAUAAUAUAGAGGAACAAAGAAGAAACAGGCUAGCAAGAGAAUUACCUUCAGCUGUAUCACGAGACAAGUCUUCUAAAGUUCCAAGUGCUUUGGCACCUGCCUCCCAGGAGCCCUCCCCUGCUGCUUCUGCUGAGGCUGAUGGCAAGUUAAUUCAGGACAGCAGAAGAGAAACUAAAAAUGUCACAUCUGGAGGUGGUGGGGUUGGAGAUGGUGUUCAGGAACCAACAACAGGCAACUGGAGAGGAAUGCUGAAAACUUCAAAAGCUGAAGAGUUGCUAGCUGAGGAGAAAUCAAAACCAAUUCCAAUCAUGCCCGCCAGUCCACAAAAAGGCCAUGCUGUGAAUUUGUUGGAUGUGCCAGUUCCUGUUGCACGAAAACUAUCUGCCCGUGAACAGAGAGAUUGUGAGGUUAUUGAACGACUCAUCAAGUCAUAUUUUCUUAUUGUCAGAAAGAAUAUUCAAGACAGUGUACCAAAGGCAGUGAUGCAUUUUUUGGUUAAUCAUGUGAAAGAUACUCUUCAGAGUGAGUUAGUAGGACAGCUGUAUAAAUCGUCCUUAUUGGAUGAUCUUCUGACUGAAUCUGAAGACAUGGCACAGCGCAGGAAAGAAGCAGCUGAUAUGCUGAAGGCAUUACAAGGAGCCAGUCAAAUUAUUGCUGAAAUCCGAGAGACUCAUCUUUGGUGAAGAGAACUAUAUAAUACCAAGACUUUGCUGACUUGCUAGUUACUGCCUACUUGAGUAGAAUUUUAUUUAUAAACCCCUGUGAUUGCAAUGGUAUGAAUCUGCUCAUGUGAAGACUGGCUAUAAACUGAAAAUUGUACGCUGUAUUGCUGAACAAAUCACACAUUUAAUUCAAAUAAUAAAUGGCUGUUUCUAAAA
Messenger RNA from Phacochoerus africanus (Common warthog), 2561 nucleotides. It is a transcript of the gene DNM1L, whose product is annotated as dynamin 1 like. Gene Ontology annotation, cellular component: cytoplasm; microtubule; mitochondrion. Bases 156 to 2366 code for a protein of 736 amino acids. Gene Ontology annotation, molecular function: GTPase activity; GTP binding; microtubule binding. The transcript is spliced from 20 exons. The record is from RefSeq and is a predicted model, not a curated record. Gene Ontology annotation, biological process: mitochondrial fission; mitochondrial fragmentation involved in apoptotic process. NCBI's taxonomy places the organism in Eukaryota, Metazoa, Chordata, Mammalia, Artiodactyla, Suidae.